CGGGCCGCGUAGCACCGCCCCGGCUGGGCAGGCUCUGGGCGAGGCCGCCCCAUCCCGCCGGCCGCGCGCCCCCGUCCGUCCGUGGCCCCAGUGAAGCCGGCACCGCCCGCUUCCUGCUGCGCCCCAGCAGCGCCGCCUGGUUCGCCGCUACCCCCUUUCCCCCCCUCCCUCCGAACAGCGGCUGGAGCCUGCGAGGCGGGGCGGCCGGGCCAAGCGAGGAGAUGAACACGGUGCUGUCCCGGGCCAACUCGCUCUUCGCCUUCUCUUUGAGCGUGAUGGCGGCGCUCACCUUCGGCUGCUUCAUCACCACCGUCUUCAAGGAGCGCAGCGUGCCCGUCAGCAUCGCGGUCUCCCGGGUCACGCUAAAAAAUCUAGAAGAUUUCACUGGACCUAGAGAAAGAAGCGAUCUGGGAUUUGUUACAUUUGACAUUACUGCAGAUCUGCAGAGUAUAUUUGACUGGAAUGUUAAACAAUUGUUUCUAUAUUUGUCUGCAGAAUAUUCAACGAAAAACAAUGCUCUAAACCAGGUGGUACUUUGGGACAAGGUCAUGUUGAGAGGAGAUAAUCCAAAGCUGUUCUUAAAAGAUAUGAAGUCAAAGUACUUUUUUUUUGAUGAUGGAAAUGGUCUCAAGGGAAACAGGAACGUCACUUUGACUCUCUCCUGGAAUGUUGUACCAAAUGCAGGCAUUCUACCUCUUGUAACAGGAUCAGGGCAUGUGUCUGUACCUUUCCCAGAUACCUAUGAAACAACAAAAAGUUAUUAAAUUAUAGUACUGAAUCCUAAGCAAGAUAUUUUUAUAAUUCUAUAUUGUGAAUAAAUUUUACUGCGGUUUCUUCUUAUACCCCACACAA
Messenger RNA from Neopsephotus bourkii (Bourke's parrot), 852 nucleotides. It is a transcript of the gene SPCS3, whose product is annotated as signal peptidase complex subunit 3. Gene Ontology annotation, cellular component: signal peptidase complex; membrane. Bases 222 to 764 code for a protein of 180 amino acids. Gene Ontology annotation, biological process: protein targeting to ER. The transcript has 5 exons. The record is from RefSeq and is a predicted model, not a curated record. NCBI's taxonomy places the organism in Eukaryota, Metazoa, Chordata, Aves, Psittaciformes, Psittacidae.